GCUGAGAUGCGAGCAAAAAAAGCAUAGGUGAAAACAUCUUCACAGAGUGCGCAUGCGCGAGAAGUUGACGAGAGACGGAUCCCUUCUAGACACGACCUCACUGCACCCUGUGCAGAAGUCCACUUCACAGCUACUCCUAAAGAUGGCACUGUUUUCUGUUUUUGUUGAUGAACUUUGCUCUACAUUAACAGGUCUAGAUGUCUCAAGCGUUGUUAUUUUCGCAAUCGUUUUGCGUCAAGGCUGCAGAAGUGUCUUAUCCGGACUUUUAAACUCUUCAAGUUAAAGUAAUCAUCAUGGUGCGGGUUAGAGGAGUAUGACAGUGUGGAGCUUUCUUUGCUUUUUCUCUUCCAGUGCUGCUGUCUUUCAAUGAAACUGGUGUGAAGUGUAUGUAGUGUGAAAGUGGUCUGGAACAGGAAUGGAGGGGUUUUGGACUGUAGCACUCCCUGUACUGAAGGUUUGGUUCAAUGGUUUGGUGGUCUUGAUCCUGCUGCCUGCCAUGUUUGGCAUCUCUCUUGGCAUCACGGAGACCUACAUGAAGAUUCUGAUCAAAACCCUGGAGUGGGCGACACACAGAAUCCAGAGGGCGAGUAGAGCAGAGGAAAUACUGAAACAUUCAGCAUCUAAUGGUUUAAUUCAGCGGGAUAAUUCCUCUUUGGAGCAGGAGAUUGAGGAACUGCGGCGAAACAGGCCAAAGUCAGCCGAGCGUGGAGACUUUACUCUGAGCGAUGUACUCUACUUUACCAGGAAAGGGAUUGAGAGCAUAGUGGAAGAUGAUGUCACACAGAGAUUCACUUCAGAGGAGCUGGUGUCCUGGAACCUUCUAACCAGAACCAACAACAACUUCCAAUACAUCUCUCUCAGGCUCACCAUACUGUGGGGGGUUGGUGUUGUCGUGAGAUACUGCAUACUGCUUCCUCUAAGGCUUACACUGGCAACUAUAGGACUGAGCUGGUUGGUGAUUGGCACAACGCUGGUGGGUUUCCUCCCUAAUUGCAGAGUAAAGGGUUGGUUAAGUGACCUGGUCCACUUGAUGUGCUACCGAAUCCUUGCAAGAGCCCUUUCAGCCACAAUUCACUACCACAACAAACAGAACAAACCUAAGAAAGGUGGAAUUUGUGUGGCUAAUCACACUUCGCCAAUUGACGUUGUUAUUCUGGCUAAUCACGGCUGUUACGCCAUGGUCGGGCAGGUUCAUGGUGGCUUAAUGGGAGUCCUCCAGCGAGCAAUGGAGCGGUCUUGCCCUCACAUCUGGUUUGAGAGAGCAGAAAUGAGAGACCGCCACCUAGUGACUCAGAGGCUAAGAGAUCAUGCAAAUGACAAAACAAAGCUUCCAAUACUCAUAUUCCCCGAAGGAACAUGCAUAAACAAUACAUCAGUAAUGAUGUUUAAAAAGGGAAGUUUUGAAAUUGGAGGAACUAUUUACCCUGUGGCUAUAAAGUAUGAUCCUCAGUUUGGAGACGCAUUUUGGAACAGUAGUAAAUAUAGCAUGGUGAGCUAUUUGCUGAGAAUGAUGACGAGCUGGGCCAUAGUGUGUAACGUCUGGUAUCUGCCUCCCAUGACACAUAAGGAAGGAGAAGAUGCUGUGCAGUUUGCCAACCGAGUGAAAUCAGCCAUUGCACUACAAGGGGGAUUAGUGGACCUGGCCUGGGAUGGGGCUCUGAAACGGGCAAGAGUGAAGGAUUCGUUUAAAGAGCAACAGCAGAAGAUUUACAGCCACAUGGUGGUGGGAGAUGACAGUAGUGACUAAGACUGGACACAAACAACAAUGAUUAAAGGUCUUGAUAUUCUCGUCCACCAAUCAGAGGCUCUGAAAUCCCACACCCAGGCCUCUAAGAUACCAAUCGACACGAAUCAUCCCUGAAAAUCUUGUUGACAAGAUUACAGCAGGCUCUAUUUAUACCACAGCUGCUAAAAGAGAGUUUUGUUUAAAGAUAUUUAUAAAUGGGAAAAUAUCAAAUGAAUUUGGUAUUUAUUUCUGAAAUACCAGCUUGCAUAUGCGAUAGAUCCCACUUUCAUAUGGGCAGCUUUGCUUUUCUGAAAUUUAUUUUUUUUUGCCAGAGAGUUAAUUGUGUGAAUUGAUCACAUUUUGUUUGCGGGUUCAUUUUUUUAAUUCAGAAGAUGUUAAUGUAAAGAGGACAUAAUUAUAAGUGCAUAAUUGGGGUUAAUACCCAGUUCUCUAUAUGUUAAUUUAUUUCUCUGAUCAAAUGAACUUUUUUGUUUUUAAAAGUGUUGUUUUUGCCAAAUAUGUCUAUAAUAUCAGGUUUAUUUGAAUGUGAUGUCUACUUUCUGACAAAAAAUUAUUCUUAUUUUAAAAUCAGGUUUCCCACGGUCUUGAAAUACCUGGAAAUAGUUUUUAUUUUGUCAUGGAAGUGAAUAAACUCUUAAGACGUUAUGGAAAAGUCA
Messenger RNA from Myxocyprinus asiaticus (Chinese sucker), 2403 nucleotides. Its product is annotated as glycerol-3-phosphate acyltransferase 3-like. Gene Ontology annotation, biological process: triglyceride biosynthetic process. Gene Ontology annotation, molecular function: glycerol-3-phosphate O-acyltransferase activity. The transcript has 13 exons. The coding region runs from base 416 to 1747 and encodes 443 amino acids. Gene Ontology annotation, cellular component: endoplasmic reticulum. NCBI's taxonomy places the organism in Eukaryota, Metazoa, Chordata, Actinopteri, Cypriniformes, Catostomidae. The record is from RefSeq and is a predicted model, not a curated record.